Molecule: messenger RNA, 858 nt
Organism: Fusarium keratoplasticum
Lineage: Eukaryota; Fungi; Ascomycota; Sordariomycetes; Hypocreales; Nectriaceae
Product: HET domain-containing protein
Exons: 2
Coding region: 1-858 (285 amino acids)
Source: RefSeq, a predicted model, not a curated record
AUGAAGGAUCAUCAAUGGCCAAUAUACGUCCUUUUUGUCUUUCCCAUGACGGCAGUGGCGACAUUUCUGGGAUAUCUCAGCCAUGGUCAUGAGCCAGAGUAUCUCAACGACUCUAUCUCGGUCCACUCUCUUCCGGAGAGCCAGGGGCCUCCAUUCUGCCAAACAUGCCGGUCCACCAUCUUCUCAAAUGCUCUCACUGGCCCGACUCACCAUCUCACUGCCGACAGCUUGUAUAGGUCGGCAUCGACAGGUUGCCGAAUCUGUGCAGCUGUCUGGCAGCAAAGAUCCCACGUCCAGCAGGACUUUCUGGCCGUCUUGAUGUUCUGGAAACCAACCACCACAUAUGAAGCCGGUGUGAGCUCAUGGAGUAUAAGGUAUCGUCAAGAUCCCUACAAGCUUCAUGGAUGUCGGUUUCAGAUGCGACAACGUCAAGUCGCUGAUAGCUGGGUUAGACCAGGCAGCAUGUUGGAUCUACGAAAGCGCAUUGCACUUACUCAACUACCAUGUCACACUGGCUCUGGCUCAAGCUUGGCCCUGGCAGCAAAGUGGCUUCAGCAUUGCACCAUCUAUCACGAGGUGUGCUGUUUCAAUCAAGACCGGACAUUUCGGCCUUCGCGUCUUCUGUAUGUCGAAAACGAUGCUGUCUGCCUCCAUACCACCCAGCAGAUGCCCAAGAGAGUCCGUUACUUGACCCUUAGCCAUUGUUGGGGCAAGCUGCAUAUUCUAAGAUUGUUGGAGUCCAAUGAGGAUUCUUUCCACCUGGAUAAUCGUAUGCAAUCGCUGCCCAAGACCUUCCAGGAUGCGAUCCACAUUACACGGCGUCUUGGAUUCUCUUAUCUCUGGAUUGACAGCCUUUGA